Molecule: messenger RNA, 1287 nt
Organism: Phaeodactylum tricornutum CCAP 1055/1
Lineage: Eukaryota; Bacillariophyta; Bacillariophyceae; Surirellales; Neidiaceae
Exons: 1
Coding region: 1-1287 (428 amino acids)
Biological process (GO): protein phosphorylation
Molecular function (GO): ATP binding; protein kinase activity
Source: RefSeq, a predicted model, not a curated record
AUGCAAUCGCUGGGUCCGGCCUUUGUAAAACUCUGCCAAUGGGUGGCAACUCGGCGCGAUAUUUUUCCUCCGCACGUAUGUGAUCGUCUGUCUAGUUUACACGAUCGUGGCAUUCCACAUUCGUGGAAAUACACCGAUCAAAUAUUGAGAGAAUCAUUCGGGAGUGGUUAUGAAACUCGUGGCUUAAAGGUAGACAGCCAAAGCGUAAUUGGUUGUGGAUCAGCUGCGCAAGUGUAUAGCGGCACGUUGUCAACUACGCUGAAAGAUGGAACGGAGGAAAGAACGCCCGUUGCCAUCAAGGUUUUGCACCCUCGCUUUGCUCAGUUGGUGGAACGAGACUUAUGGUUUAUGCAAUCAAUUGCAGAUCUAGUGCACAGUUUGCCCUUUCAACAUAUCAAAAUGGUGAAUCUACCGCGAGCUACGCAAAACUUUGGCGCAGUAUUACAGCGACAAGCCGACCUGCGGAUAGAAGGGAAUAAUUUGAAAACAUUUCGGAACAACUUUUACAGAAAUCGAGAAGAUGAAUACAACUCUGCCAUACUUUUCCCCAAGCCAGUGGACGAGUGGACGACAAGGACAAUCUUGGUUGAGGAUUUAGUCCGAGAUGCGACUCCGAUUUCGGACUACUUGCGGGAUUCGUCGGAUUCAGGGAAAGAAAUACGGAAGGAGUUGGCUGGACCUUUGCUACGUGGCUUUCUCAAGAUGGUCUUUCUUGACAAUUUUGUACAUUGUGACUUGCAUCCUGGCAAUGUGCUUAUUCAAACGUCGCAGGUUAAGCCAGAACCACCGACAUUUCUUGGAUUUCCUCUUAAUCCCUUCUCGGACACGGGAGAGAAAUUUGAAAUAAAGCGAAGUAUUGUCUUUCUGGAUGCUGGUAUCGCCACGUCUCUAAGUUCAAAUGAUCAGCGUAACCUGAAAGACCUCUUCCGUGCCGUCAUUACCAAUGACGGCGAGCGAGCAGGACGUCUUAUGGUGGAACGAGCCAAAUUUGAGCGUUGUAGCCUAGUGGAAGGCGGAGUCGACGCGUUUGCAGGUGGGAUUCAGGAACUGGUUUCGGAAUUUCACGAUAGGCGAAAAGAAGGGUUGACACUUGGAGCUGUGCGUAUUGGAUCACUCCUUAGCCGCGUGCUGGAUCUCUGUCGCGUGCAUGGAGUGGAAAUUGAUCCGGCCAUGGCAAGCAUUGUUAUUAGCACACUGGUUUUGGAAGGUUUGGGACGGUCAUUGGAGCCCAGCCUGAAUUUGAUUGACUUUGCUCUUCCAUUCGUACUAGGUCGAGGACGUGUAUAG